Messenger RNA from Peronospora matthiolae, 3819 nucleotides. The record is from the annotation of a GenBank genome assembly. NCBI's taxonomy places the organism in Eukaryota, Oomycota, Peronosporomycetes, Peronosporales, Peronosporaceae.
AUGCAUUCAUCUCGACCAUCGAACGAUGAUGCUAGUGUAAAAGCUGAUGGCGAAGCGAGCGCUGAAACGACGACCUCGCAAGAAGUUCUGGAGACUUCGGGCAGUUAUUCUACGGAUCUCACGCAAGCUUUUGCUAGCGUCUCUCGGAAGGCGAAGAGCGGGGUACAAACGUGCCACGCUGUAUCAGCUUUUGUUUCAGAGCGUGCUAGAGUGGAGAGUGAUUAUGCACAAGCUCUGCUGAAACUGACACAAAACGCUAAGGCGGAAGAUUGGUCGGAGCAGUUUACGCGAUGCUGGGAUACGUUUUGCACAGCGAUUGAGCACGUGGCUCAAGUGCGAUGUGAAUUUGCGUCGACAUUGCAGACGGUGAUUGUGCCGGAGACAGAAGCUUUUACCGUGAAGCAAGAACGUCAGGUGCAGAAGAUGAUUGCAGAGGGGGUCAGCGUUCGUCGUGAUCAGAAGCAAAUGACUGCUUUGAUCGACAAAGCAAGGAAAAAGUACAAGCGCAAGUGCCAAGGAGCAAUUGAACUCAUUGCGAUGAUGCGAAGAAGCGACAGCGUGUCACCAGCACAUGCCCACUCUCCGUUAUUGUGUCAGUUAUCGUCGGAAGAAGUGUCAGCUUCAAAAGAACUAACUGAAAAACUUGCAUCGGGUGCUGGUCACUUGCUGACGAAGAUGUGGGAUACUACAUCUGCGUUCGGGCGCAAUUCAUUGGAGCGACAACGCGCAAAGUUAUAUGUGUGUCUUGAAGAGGUCAUUUCAUCAGAAAAGCUUUAUCUCCAGGCAGUAGAAAUCGCAAAUGCACAACGUUUGGAUAUCGAGCGGAGGACCAAAGAGAAUUUGCGCGCUUUCCAGCUGACCGAAGAACAGCGUCUCGAGUUUCUUCGCGACAUAUCGAUGCGAAUGCAACAAGCCUUUGUCGACAUCUUCCCACAGUCUCAGCAGUUCGUCGAGCAUAUGAAAAUGAGCAUCAAUCAGGUUGAUGAACUGGCUGAAAUUGAGAAAUGCUUUGAAAGCCUAGAAAGCCAAGAGGACGCGGACAUUGAUCAAGAAGACUUGUCGAUCAAUCCUUUCUACCUUCGCAUAACGCAUAUUCAGGCGAUGUCGGACGAUGGUCAGCGCAUGGUCCGAACGAUCAAAUCCGUCUUAGCAGGGCUCAUUGCUGGUGAAACUCACUUUUUGCAGUCGCUACACAAAUUGCUUCGUACGCAUGAGACCAGUGGUCGUUCUCCGGCUUCCAAUCAUUUUGUUACAUCAUCAAUCAGCACGAAAACGAGUUCCGUAAAUGAUGAAGGUGCAACAAUGGCGAAUGGAUGGAUGGCGUUGAAAGAUCAAGUGAAGCUUCUUAUGGAAGUUCACCAGGAAUUCGAAUCAUUACUCAUCGAGCCUGUAUCACUUAGUCUUGAUACCAUGGAGAGCGAGAUUGAAACCACAUGCAUAUCAGCCCAAAAAGACUUUUUAGAAUUGCACACGACACUCUGCAACGAGACAGUUGUACGCGAAAGGCUUCAGCAGAAGCUUGACAAGAGAUCCCGGGACUUUGUCACCGCCAAUUCGAACUUGCCCGGAUCAGCCAUUGCGAACAUCAAUGUUGACAACAUUGACGUUACUCAAGCUCUGAAAGCGCUGAACGGAAAUGGUCAUUUUCUCGAAGAGAAAGAGCGGCGAUCUGAUGUGAAGCUCCAGCAGCUUGCGAGCGAAAUACGUCAAUCGCAGGCCUUGGUUCUUGAAAGCAGUGACUCUUUACGAGUGACGUACCAGACCUACGCCCAGGAAAUUGCGGCGUUGAUUUCGGUGUACAAAAAAAACGAACAAUAUCGUCUCCAGGUUGCCAAGAACUCGCUACAGUCGCUGGCCAAAGCAAUUGAGCAUAUGCUUUGCGGCGGCUUAUCAGUCGGAAAGAAGGCUAUGGCCGUUUUUGAGAGAAUUGAUUCGAGCGAAGAUGCAGCCAUUUUUAUUCGGACCAACCGACAACUGUACGAAAGCAGCAAACAAAUUGUGGCGACGCACCACGGUAACGAGAGCUUGAACGAUGUCAUGCAAAAAUAUCUCGCAUCGCGCGGAGGAUCAGCAGCAGAGGCGUUGUAUAAUGCGGAUGUAAUACCUUUCAUCCCUUCGGACGGCACGUAUGUACCGAUUUCGAUCAGUGGUGCUCCACCUUUACCCAAGAAGAUACCGGUGCUAGCGAGUACAUUACUGGCAGAAGAUGAUCAAGCUCUGUUGGCAACGGGCUAUGUAGGAGGCAACACAAUGGCUGAUGCGGGUGAAAGUGUUUGCACUGAGGAAAAGCGAGAUGAAGUGUUUACUGAAGUGCAGCCUCUGGAGGUGUCCGACUUUCAAAAGAAGUUCAAGCUGGAUGAGCCUGAAGAAGUUGUCGGGAGCUAUUCGUGUGCUUUAUUUCUCUCCAACUUUCCAUUCCACGGUCGCCUCUAUUUGACGAGAAACCGGAUGUGCUUUUCAGGAUGGAUCGAUACAAUAUUUGUCGCGUCAUUUUCCGACAUUACAUUGAUGGAAAAGAAGAACACAGCACUGAUCGUUCCCAACGCAAUCGAGUUCACCGUAAAAGAAGAGAAAGUCUUCUUCGCGUCGUUUGUCUACCGUGAUGAAUGUUUCCAAAGCAUAUUGGAAAUACGAUCCAUUCCGAAAGAGACUGAAGUGCUCAUACCAGACCCAGCACAGCUACAAGAAAUGAAGUCACAACGUGUCGACGAUGAGUCUGAGACUGGCAAUGAUGCAAGACGGCGAAUGGGUUCCGAUGAAGUGGCUGCUGUUGCUGCUGCCGCAGGUUCUAGACGUACCUCCAUCGACACCGCUGACGCAGUGCGCACUGAAGAGCGCAGCGAUCUGCCAUCAUUUUCAUUCGAUUCCUUGGCACCAAACGCUGUGUUUGUCCCGGGAAUAGAUGCUUUUCUUGACGAGUACGAUGUGCUAUUGGACGAGCAAGUUGCGUUCAGUGUCGACACAGCCUUCUCGAUAUUAUGGAUCGAGUCCGACACCUUCUUUCGCAACCUUCUCGAUGCUGCUGGUUCAACGAGCGUAUCAUUGUCGCCUUGGAAAAAAGAAGCUCUUUCGUACACAGCUGUCAGCAAGCCGGACACGUUUCAGGCCUCUCGGCUGGUGUCGUACACGCACAACAAAAAGUACAUGGUCGGACCCAGCGUCAUACCGACGUCUCAAACUCAGCGCUAUGCGUACACACUCGGCACUCGCCUCAUCGUGAGCACAACAACGAGUAUUUCCGAUGUACCAUACUGCGACCAUUUCCGCAUUGAGCACCGAUGGGUUUUUAGUGCCACGAAAAAGAAGGGCACGAGCUUGGCACAGGUGGGACUUCGUGUGCGUUGGUUGAAGAAUACGUGGCUAAAGAAGCAGAUUGAAAGCACCACUGUCUCCGAAUCGAAGGAGGCCUUGAAAUUAUGGUUCAGUGCCGCUCUUGAUGCAACCAAAGCGCUGGAUGCGACUGAAAGCCGAGCUGUUUCUCCGAAUCUUGCGAGCACAAACUCAUCGAGGCCCGUCGGAAGACCAAACGAGAGUUUGUCAAAGUCGCCAUCUCAGCAUAGCGCUGUCUGUACGGAUUUAUCUGCAGCUGCGCUGGUACAUGCCGGGUCUACGUCGAUUCGUGGUGCAUUAACUCCACUCCAUUCAACGCUCCAGAUAGUCAUUAUUCUGUGUGCUGUCGUCUUCGCUUACUCGAUGUAUCGAAUGUGUGCUGCGGUGGACCAGAUGCAAGUAUUGACACGAGAAUCGCUGAUACAGCAGCGCCAACAGCAUGAGCUGCUGAAAAAGCUUUUGGAAAAGCUUGAAAGCAGAUAUCCAUAA